AUGUCGUCUCUGUGGGGUCGCAAAGACCCAGGGAGCGAAGGACUCUCUAAUCAAGAUGGAGAACACCAAGAUGCGCCAGAGAGAGCCCAAGAGCCUACCGAGCGAACAAGACUUCUCCCUGAACAUAAUGAGGGAUAUUUGAGUCCUGACGAUCCAGCAGUAUCGCCGUACAAUCUAUGGAGUGUCCGCGCUCUGCGCGCCCUCUCAGUCCUAGCAUUAGGACUCAGUUUCGUCUGGUGGACUUUCCUGUUAGUAUCUAUCUUUGUCAGUCCCCCUAUGAUCCAUCCGCGAGGAUCGGGCUUCUUCGCGUUUUCAUACACCACCCUCGCGACUGGAUAUCUAGUCCUGGGACUGCUUUUCUUUGCGGUACCCUCCAAGCCGAUGACCAUCUGGGGUAUCUUUAUUGCUGUACUCCUUCUAGUGAACAUGUUUAUCAUACUGGGCGUGGCGCAGAUCCGCCUGGAAGAAGGCUGGGUCGGGAUUGCCUCGGUCGUUUGGGUCGCUGUCAUCUCUCUUUGGCAGGUUCUUUUGAAUCGGAUCGUUGCCUGGGGGAAGAAAGAAGAGGAGGAACGUCUGACUGGUCGGGAGGAGACUCGUCGCUCAAUUUUGGAGUGGACGGCUGUCGUUGCUGAGACGGUCCUCCUUGCUAUCAUGGCCAUCGCUGUCGUCUUGUUCACGUCGACACUUAUUAUUCGUGCUCGCGACGUUUCCCUUUCUCCACCAGGUGAGCGUUAUCUAGUUCAUGGCGAUUCAUACCAAGUACAUCUUGCCUGUGUUGGAAACAAGACUACCGAUCACGACUUGCCGACAAUCCUCCUUGAAGGUGGCACUGGCCCCGUCGAACAUACACUGCAGCCAUUUAUCGAUGACCUAUACCGCCGGGGCUCUAUUGACCGGUACUGCUACUGGGAUAGACCAGGGUUCGGCUGGUCAGAUAACGCCCCAUCCCCACAUUCAGCAGGGAUGGCGGCAGAUGUGCUAGCAGAGGCGCUGGCUCUCGCCGACGAGACUGGUCCCUGGGUGGUCGUUUCGGCAGGCGUUGGAAGCCUCUAUUCCAGACUCUUUGCGAGUCGCAACCUUCUUGAAGUGCGUGGUAUUUUCAUGAUUGAUCCGCUUCACGAGGACUACCUGGACGAACUCGGCAAGCCAGGCAAGGGCUUUGUGCUCUGGUUCCGUGGUGUUCUGUCCCCACUCGGACUAGACCGACUUGCUGGGGCAUUGAUUCGGGGCCGCACACGCCUGGAUCGCAUUGCUGGCCGUUCGGCAUAUCAGACUGGAAAGUUCAUUAAGGCGAAGCUACAAGAGAGUCUCGUUGCAGUUACUAUGACUGCCGCUGAGGUGCAGUCUGCCCGUCAUGUCCAGAUGGGCCAUGCUCCGGUUGUCGUUGUCAGUUCUGGCCAAGAGGUCCGCAAAGAUUCCCGUUGGGCAGAUCGCCAAGAGGAUCUGUCUCAUAUCACGGAUAAUCUUCAUUCCUGGGACGUGGUCUCCGAUGCGCCACACGAUGUAUGGAUGACUGGCGAAGGGCGGACGGUGAUUGAGAAACGGCUCAAGGAGCUUAUUGAAGCAGGCCAGGCAAUUGGCCAAUGA
Messenger RNA from Penicillium nucicola, 1587 nucleotides. Its product is annotated as DUF2417 domain-containing alpha/beta hydrolase. The transcript has 2 exons. The record is from RefSeq and is a predicted model, not a curated record. NCBI's taxonomy places the organism in Eukaryota, Fungi, Ascomycota, Eurotiomycetes, Eurotiales, Aspergillaceae. Bases 1 to 1587 code for a protein of 528 amino acids.